AUGUUGCUCUAUGCGCUGUUGAAGGCUGUGAUUGUGUCCAGCGCCGUAUGCAUAGAGGAAAGCAACAGAGAGAGGAAACCCUAUAUCGUGUUCCCCGUGCCGUUCGAUUUACCCAGCCGCAAUGAUCGGGCUACUCAGUGCUGGCUCAGAAUCGAAGAUGAAGAACUUAUUGAGACCGUGGCCGUGUAUUGCCAUAUAGCGCAAGAGUUCGUCCGCAAGCAUAUCCACGAAUACAACUCCAGGAAAAUGACGGAGGAUGACGUCGACGUGAGCCUUUGGAGCGAGGAGCCUCAGUCACUAGGAGACGUGUUAAAAGUUCCGGAAAGCAGUCAUAAGAACAUCAAGCAUUGGAAGACUACAACAAUAUUGGACCCCGUAACUCGUAUGAGACUUAGCUGCACAUUUAAAAUGUUACUCGGCGUUUCACUCGAAAUCGCAUUGAUCGCUAUCAUGAUCCGACGGGGCACGACCGCUGCCGCAGAGCCGAAGCCCUACGCGAUAUUCCCGGUGCCCUUUGAAUUGCCGAACCGCAACGACCGAUCGAACCAGUGCUGGCUGAGGAUCGAAGACCUGGAGCUCGUGGACACAGUGACUGUGUACUGCUUCGUUGCGCAGGCCUUCCUCCGUAACCACAUCCGCGACUACAACGCCAGGAAAAUGAAGGAAGAUGGCGUCGAUAUGAGCUUAUGGAGCGAAGAGGCGAGCCCGAGAUACGAAACCGACAUGAAAGCCGUGAGCGACCCAAAGAAUAUAAAAGACUGGAGAGGGACAACUGUGUUUGAUCCGACAGUAAAUAGGAGGAUAUACGUCACAAAAGACGCUGAAUGCAAACUUAUCAUGUACAGCAGGGAAGGAAUGACGAACUACAAAGAGACCGAACUUGAAUUGGUGGGCUCCCAUUACGCCCUUCCCCCUUCC
This is a messenger RNA of Iphiclides podalirius (scarce swallowtail), 918 nucleotides long. The record is from the annotation of a GenBank genome assembly. Lineage: Eukaryota; Metazoa; Arthropoda; Insecta; Lepidoptera; Papilionidae.